AUGAGAUUCAAGGUUUAUUUAUGUGAAAUAACAAAAAGACAUGAUGUUUUUAGAACUUUUAACGGUAAAUCAAAAAUAGAAUUUCUAAAUAAAAAUAUAGGACGUAAAUUUAGAUAAUUUAAUAUGCACGAAUUUGACUAGAUUGAAAAAUCGGUUGAGUAAUAAAGAACAAAGGGUGUAAUGAUUUUACAAGAAAUUCUAAAAAAACAUGAAUGUUACUUUCAAAAUUUGAAGGGUAAUAUUCAAUCAAUAUUUAUGUAAAUGUUCUUUUUAAAUUGUGUUGAUUCAUUUUACAAGGAAUUUCAAGCAUCUUCCUCCUUAGAAUACUAUAAGUUUAAUUCUAUCCAGUAAUUUCAAAAAUGA
Paramecium tetraurelia is the source of this 363-nucleotide messenger RNA. RefSeq lists its product as uncharacterized. NCBI's taxonomy places the organism in Eukaryota, Ciliophora, Oligohymenophorea, Peniculida, Parameciidae. The transcript is spliced from 2 exons. The record is from RefSeq and is a predicted model, not a curated record.